Callorhinchus milii (elephant shark) is the source of this 1762-nucleotide messenger RNA. It is a transcript of the gene eif2s3, whose product is annotated as eukaryotic translation initiation factor 2, subunit 3 gamma. The record is from RefSeq and is a predicted model, not a curated record. Gene Ontology annotation, cellular component: cytosol; eukaryotic translation initiation factor 2 complex. Gene Ontology annotation, molecular function: GTP binding; translation initiation factor activity; GTPase activity. Gene Ontology annotation, biological process: formation of translation preinitiation complex; positive regulation of translational fidelity. The transcript has 12 exons. NCBI's taxonomy places the organism in Eukaryota, Metazoa, Chordata, Chondrichthyes, Chimaeriformes, Callorhinchidae. Bases 60 to 1481 code for a protein of 473 amino acids.
CUUGUUGCAGGCACUCGGGUUGCAUCAGCCGAGUGCGGUGCGGUGCGGUGCGCGUGGGGAUGAUGGCUGGAGACGAGGCGGGAGUGACGGUGGGGCAGCCGCACCUGGCGAGGCAGGAGCUCAGCACUUUGGAUGUUACCAAAUUAACACCACUUUCUCCUGAAGUCAUCAGUAGACAAGCUACUAUCAAUAUAGGCACAAUUGGUCAUGUAGCUCAUGGAAAGUCCACUGUUGUUAAAGCUAUUUCUGGUGUUCAAACUGUCCGGUUUAAAAAUGAGCUGGAAAGAAAUAUCACUAUCAAGCUUGGAUAUGCUAAUGCAAAGGUCUACAAACUUGAUGAUCCUAGCUGUGCACGGCCUGACUGCUACCGGUCGUGUGGAAGCAGCACACCAGAUGAAUUUCCUUCAGAUAUUCCUGGGACCAAAGGAAAUUUCAAGCUGGUCAGGCAUGUAUCUUUUGUGGAUUGUCCAGGACAUGACAUCUUGAUGGCUACCAUGUUGAACGGAGCUGCUGUCAUGGAUGCAGCAUUGCUAUUGAUAGCUGGUAAUGAAUCUUGUCCUCAGCCUCAGACUUCAGAGCAUUUGGCUGCCAUUGAAAUAAUGAAAUUGAAACACAUUCUGAUUCUGCAAAACAAGAUUGACCUUGUGAAGGAAAGUCAGGCCAAGGAGCAGUAUGAACAAAUUUUAGCUUUUGUGCAGGGCACAGUUGCAGAAGGGGCACCAAUUAUUCCAAUUUCAGCACAGCUGAAAUAUAACAUUGAAGUAGUAUGCGAAUAUAUUGUAAAGAAAAUACCAGUCCCUGUCCGAGACUUUGUAUCAGAGCCGAGGCUUAUUGUUAUACGAUCCUUUGAUGUCAACAAACCCGGCUGUGAAGUAGACGAUCUGAAAGGAGGUGUGGCUGGUGGCAGUAUACUGAAGGGAGUAUUGAAGGUAGGACAGGAAAUUGAAGUUCGACCUGGUAUUGUAUCAAAAGACCACGAAGGCAAGCUGAUGUGCAAGCCCAUCUUUUCCAAAAUCGUGUCACUGUUUGCAGAGCACAAUGACCUACAGUUUGCAGCACCUGGUGGCCUUAUUGGUGUUGGAACGAAAAUUGAUCCAACGCUAUGCCGUGCUGAUCGUAUGGUUGGUCAGGUGCUUGGUGCAGUGGGAGCUCUUCCAGAAAUCUUCACAGAACUGGAAAUCUCUUAUUUUCUUCUCAGGCGAUUGCUAGGUGUGCGUACAGAAGGAGACAAGAAAGCUGCAAAGGUACAAAAACUGUCCAAAAACGAGGUGUUGAUGGUAAAUAUAGGAUCACUUUCUACUGGAGGAAGAGUCAGUGCAGUGAAAGCUGACUUGGGUAAGAUAGUACUCACAAACCCAGUGUGUACAGAAGUUGGAGAAAAGAUUGCUCUUAGCCGAAGAGUAGAGAAACACUGGCGUUUAAUUGGCUGGGGACAGAUAAGAAGAGGAGUGACGAUAAAACCAACACUGGAUGAUGAAUAAAGAUGGAGAGUGUGAGAUCAAUGAAGAGGGUUGUUUGCAGCAGCAUACAUACUGUUCAAUUCUACAUAAAUAUUGUGUAAAACGUCUGGUAUACCAGUCAAUUUGGGAAACGUGAACCUUUUUUCAGUUUUUAAAAUUUUCAGAUAUCGCAAUGACAAAAAUAUCUAAUUUAUAUUUGAAGAGAAGUUGCGUUUUCAACAAGACUAGAGCUCACUCAGUACGGUCUGUCAGCACUGGCAGUCAGUAAAUAUCAUAAACCAUUAAAAAAAAUUGAAAUUUAA